AUGAGCACGAGUAGAUAUGUGGCCAAAAAGCUUCAGCCAUUUAUCACUUCCAGGGCAGAUCUGACUUAGUAAUUUGAAAAAUUGGAGAAGGAGUAGAAGGAAGAGGAAAGACUUAAUGAUUAAUACUUCGAUCAAUUGGGAAAAUUGGAAAAAGUAAAAUAGAAAAUCAUCCAUAAACUUAGGAAUACGACACUCUUGCCCACAUUUUGGAAGAUUAUGGGAAGAAAACGGUUGGUAAAUAGAAUGGAGAUAGCGAUUAAGAUUAAAAUUUAGAUUCUCGGAUUGAAAAAGCAGUUAUUGAGACUUUGGGUUUGUAUUUGUUAGCGGGUAGUCGAAAAGAAUAAUUAGAAGCAUUAUAAGAAAGAGAAAUGGCUAAAAAAUAAACUGCCUUGAAUCUCACUCUUGGGAAGACUGCCGUAAACGAUUUAAAAAUAUUAGAAGAUAGUAAUGAAUUAAAUGAGGAAGAAUAUGGUUAUUAUGUAACAUUGAAGUCUGAUGAUGCUUGUAUGCAAGUUAAAAUACCUGCAACAAUUAAGACCUUUAAAGAAUUGAAGUAGAUCAUUAAAACUUGCUUCAUGCUUGAAGAAAAUUAAAUAUUUUGCACAGAUCAGAUGGGCAAUUUAUUCUAAGAUAAUAUGAUUUUGUUAGAUCAAAUUUAUCCUCCUCUUUACGAUCUAAUGAAAAAAUAUCAACCCAUGGUAGGAAUCUAAGUAGUUAAGUAAGUUAAACUCAAAGAAUUUAUUCAGAGUGGUGAUGAAAGUUUGAUGUCUGAUGAUGGAGCAAGGUUUUUCAUUAAAAGAUAUUAAACAGCCAAACCUGUUUAGAAAAAAAUCGAUUGGAGUUAAUAUCUAGGCUAUUUAAACAAAUUUAAAUAUUUUAUUGAAACAGUUUUGUUUCUCAUAGUUCUAGGAUUAUUUUUAGUUGUUCAAAUCGAUUAAGUUAAAUUUACUACAAGUUCUUCUGUUAUCACUUCAUUUAGUAAGCAAAUGCAGAUUUCUAAAUCUCUUCUAUCGCCAAUCAAAAACAUUUCACAGCUUAUAAAUCAAACGCUCUCAUACAGCAAUGAUAACCAUUAAUAUCCUUCGUAUCCUUUAAUAACUGGUUUGCUAAUCUAAACACUAGUCAAACAAGUAAUUUAUAAUUUCAUCUAGGAAAAAUUUGAAGAUUGUUCUAUUUUGAAUAACAAUUAGAAAUAAAUGUUUAUUGAUAAAAAUUAAAGUUGCUUAGAUUUUUCCACUGUUUUAAUGGAUAAUUUGACUGAAGAUUACGAAUUCAAUAAGUUUAAUCCAUCUGUGUACAACCAACAAUUUGGAGGAUAUGUCUGGGAGUUGAAUUUAGCAUCCUAAGAGGAUUUCAAUUAAAAUAUUGAACUGCUCUUUGAAAAGAAUUGGAUUAAAUAUAAUAUUAAGUAAUCAUAAUUCAUUUUAAAUUAUUUCAACUCUCCCACAAAAAGGCUAAUUUAAGUGGUUAUUACAACAAUUUACUUGUUUAAUGAUGUAGAUACUUAUUUUAAUUUAGAUGUUAUUAAAUUUUAACACUAUUACCUUAGACUCAUUUGAUCUUAACAAACCUUCAGAAACUGAAGAUCUUUAUGAUGAAAUUCUAUUUUAUUUAUCCAUCCUCCUCUUGUCUUCAUCAUUUCUAGGUAAGGAUUAUAUAAUAAAUUCUAGAUUUCUUUUCCAUAUAUUUAAAAACAUCAAAGAACCCUUUUGUUCUGUUGUAUUAAUCUUAUACUGAACUAAAAAGCAAAUAAAGAAAGUUAUAAUCCAAAAAAAAAGAAUUAUCAACCUUAGAACAACAAGAUUUGCAGUAGAAAGAAUUAAUUGUUGGAGAUUAUUUUAUCCUUAAAGUAUCUGUAGUUUAUAUUGUGAUUAAGAUACCUUUGAUAUUUGACUUUGUUUGUACAAUACAUUACUAUAUUAGAUAUUCUAUCAAAUAUUGCCAUAUUAAUUAGAGGAUCGAUAUAAAGGAGUUAUUAGGAUGCGCUAGAUGAUAUUUAAAUAAAUUCAACGGAAUUUUAGGAUGCGUCUUAAUUAAUAGUUCCAGCAUUUUUGUUGAGAAUCUUUACAGGAAUUUUAGUUAUAUUUUUGAUGACUUCAAUAAUUCGAUUCUUAGGUAAUUGGAGUCCCUAUCUCAAAUGUUAUGGAUUAGUGAUGAUAAGAGUAAACUAUUUGAUCAUCAUAUUAGUUCAAUAAAUAAUCUUCAUUUUUAUUAUUAGUUCUCAUAUUUAUUAUUAGUAUCAGUGCUAUGUCAUGGUCUAUAACAAUUCAAGGAAAGUUAAUAGGAUAGGAUAAUUUCUUAUAUGAUUUCCUUGGCUUAUUACGUUGUACAUUAAAAUACGGAAUGCAUAAUGACCUAGAAGAUUAAGGACUAGAAAACAAUUAUUAAAAAGAAAUUAGUUAUUCUUUUGAUACUAGAUAUGUAUUUAAGAUCUUUAAUAUUAAGCUAUAAUAUUUGAUAGUUUUAGUUAUUACUUUUAUCAUGAUUCCAAUAUUCAUCUCCCUAAUGACAUAGCAAGUACACAAUACUAAACUAGAAGCAAAACAAAAAAUGAUCGAGAUGGAAAAGGAGAAAAAAGAAGAAUAGUAAAAAAAAAAAUGA
Messenger RNA from Paramecium octaurelia, 2601 nucleotides. The record is from the annotation of a GenBank genome assembly. Lineage: Eukaryota; Ciliophora; Oligohymenophorea; Peniculida; Parameciidae.